Molecule: messenger RNA, 939 nt
Organism: Fomitopsis serialis
Lineage: Eukaryota; Fungi; Basidiomycota; Agaricomycetes; Polyporales; Fomitopsidaceae
Exons: 2
Coding region: 1-939 (312 amino acids)
Molecular function (GO): protein binding
Source: RefSeq, a predicted model, not a curated record
AUGGUGGCCCAGGGUGCUACUCCUUCGUUCCUAGAGGAUAGACCCCCAAUUACCGAUGCACCUCCCCCAUUCAAUAAACCCACGGCGGACGUCAUUCUGCGUUCAUCCGACUUCGUAGAUUUCCAUGUACGCAAGGGCAUCCUCGCGGAAGCCUCCGAUGUCUUCGAUGUCAUGUUUCUGUUGCCCCAACCGCCUGCCGUUGAAAUCCUUGAGGACACUAGGAACGGCAAACCUGUCAUCCUCUUCCGAGAUGAGGAAAGUCGAACUCUGGAGAGGCUGCUCCGCCUCUGCUACCCAGGGAGAGCUCCGAGCAUCGGAGACCUGGAUGACCUACGUCCGGUCAUACAUGCUGCCGUCAAAUACGACAUGCCGGAGGUGCUGGAGGCACUCAAGGAAACCCUCCGCAGCUUCAUGGACACCGUGCCCAUCAGGGUGUACGCUAUCGCCUUGAUCUUCAAGUUCGAGGAUGAGGCUAAGGCUGCAGCGAAAGCAUCCCUGGCUUUCCCCGCAGAAGAUGCGGACGCGCCGGAGCUGGCAGAGAUCACUGGGAAGGCGUUCAACAACCUACUCAAAUACCACAGGGCCUGUGGUGUUGUGGCUGCCCGUGUCGCGAAUAAUCCUUCAUGGAUACCGCUUCCCCGGGUCGACACUUGGUUCAACGCCGGCAGAAACCACAGUACUUGCGCGCGCGCGUACCACGGAGACAUCUACGCUUCGGAGUGGUGGACGACUUACAUGGCUGAGAGUGCGAGAAUCUUGAAGACGACGCCCUCGGGUAGCGCCCUCCUGAUGACUGGUCGGACCGACCAGGCUCUGAGGGAUGCAGCGGGCUGUCUCGUGUGCAAGUAUGUUGCGCCGGGACAGAUGCGGGGGUUUAUCCGGCUGUUCGCGGACGAGGUAGACAAGGCUAUUGCUCAGGUGUCCUUGGACAUCGAGUGA